Anopheles merus is the source of this 3320-nucleotide messenger RNA. RefSeq names its product dynein heavy chain 1, axonemal (gene sac). NCBI's taxonomy places the organism in Eukaryota, Metazoa, Arthropoda, Insecta, Diptera, Culicidae. Gene Ontology annotation, biological process: microtubule-based movement. The record is from RefSeq and is a predicted model, not a curated record. The coding region runs from base 113 to 3079 and encodes 988 amino acids. Gene Ontology annotation, molecular function: minus-end-directed microtubule motor activity; dynein light intermediate chain binding; dynein intermediate chain binding. The transcript has 2 exons. Gene Ontology annotation, cellular component: dynein complex.
UCGAGCGUCUGGACCUACGCUCCUACGUGUUUACUCUCUAGUAGGCUGUGGGCCUUAGUUCUAUCGUACUCGCCUUGGCAGUUGAUCCCAACAAAGCACACGAACAAACACGAUGCAACGAAAAACGGCACGAAUUAUUUCACAACCGCAGCUAGAUCAGAUGCCGUGGCGCAUUUCCUUGCCAGCAACGAAAAGGCAGUCCAGCAAGGAAUUACACCGGCUCAGCACAUCCAGCAAAACAGCUGAUCACAUUUUACGGGCACCAAAAUGUGAUAAAUAUCAGUUUAUAUGCAACUUUACCCAUCGCCGUUUGACCGAUCCCCGUGAGCUGGAAGCAUUGCUGAAGGAGAAAGGUAUUGAUAAUGUGACCUUUUGCUUACCGCAGUGGGAGCAGAUCGACCUUAGCUCGGGCGCACAUUUCAUGCCGCUAGCGUUGUUUGAUGACUGUGAGUAUGAUACGUUCGAUCCUGGAGUGGUCGGUUUUUGGAGGAAUAUGGAGGUCAUUGCAAUUACAACGCCCUACGCACGCUGGCGAAGCUACACCGUAAACAACCAUGACCCGUGCACCAAUCAGUGGGAAGUAAGUGAACAAGAUUCCACAACGUCUUACCUUAUACCGAGGCUGCAGCUUUACUUCCCCUUCGAAGAUCCGAAAAAGUUUGCUCAACGCAUUGGUACAGCUGUUAAAGCGCGCGAUACGGCCGAAAACGCCAUUCGGUUUCGUUUUCUCUGCAAGCACAUCACCAGUAAUGGAUGCUUCGCGCCGGGACGCGCACUUGAACAAAGCAUACUGCGACGUGCGGGCGACGAGAUCUACGGAGUAUUCAAGAACCUUUACGAAGACUACCACAUUGGCCUCGCAGUAGGCCAACAUCUUCGGACCGAUGGUUCGGUGCCAAUAAAACAACCCAGUUUUAGCCAUAGCUUGAAGCCUCCCAAGGAUGCUCCAGUGGAUGAAUUGAAAUGGGAACGAAUCGUUCACCUUCUCGACCGGUUUAGACGCCGAACUUUGCUCUGUGACACGAACGUGUUUCACGCACUGCGUCUCGUGAAUCAAGAAUGUGAAAUGGUGCGAAAGUUACCCAUGUUUGUUGUGGCUAGCGAUAAGCCUAUCCCGCUGGAGGAGUACGAAAAGCUGAACCUAACGCAAACCAGCAAAACAUUGAAGUACCUCCAAAACACCUGGAUCGAACGCACUACCAUGCAUCUGCAUAGGCUGCUAUCGCGCAUUGGAAACGGGCACUUCAACAUCGGUGUGGGCAGGUGGGAAAUCUACAACGUUAUGAAGCUGAAGCGUCUUAUCGAACAAGUGCUGUACAGGAUGCAGGAUGCGCUUCGAGAUCUGCUGCUCGAUUCCACCGCUGCUUACGUCCAUUAUCUGGUGAACGAUUGCUCUGCCGUACUGGCGAUAGAGGGUGAAGACUAUUCCUGGGAUGGAAAUCUCAUUGAUAGUCCAUUCGAACCGCAACGUCCGGCUGUGUUUUAUCUCUUGCUGGAGAUGGGUCCAGAUAUGCCUUACUAUUCUACCGACCCCGAAUCAUUUCCCGAAACGUUGCGCCACAUUCUCGAUGACAUCCUGCGGGCGUGCCAUUUUAUCCACACGAUUGAACCUUCGCUGAUGCAGUCGCUUAUAUUUGCUGAAAACCUGUACCUUUCCUCGGUGGGAUUGCUGGAUUGCGCCAUUGUGAAGCAACGAGAAGCAUUGCUAGAAUACUACCACAAAGCGCUGCUUCCUCUGCAGGCUUAUGCGGCACGGUAUGCCGCCUACCGGGAGCUUUUCUUUACCAACGUUAAGGAGUUUGUCGAGCAGAUCAAGAACGCAGACAAAUCGUCCUCCGAGAUAAAGGAAGACAUUGCAUUCCAGAUCCGCAUGCGGGAGAACCUGGAGCACACCGUACCGCUUUGUAUCGUAAUUGGUCCAUUUUGGAUCAAUGUACAGCCGCUCAGGGAGGCACUGAUCCGCAAGCGCCAAGAGCUGACCGCCGCACUGCUAAAGAUGCUGACCGAGAAGCUGCGCAUUAAGACGGCCGACGUGAUAACGUGCUACAACGGUAUCAACGAGCGGAUGUGUGAAAAGCCCGUCUCGAUUGAACACAUCUACGACAUCCGUGCGUACAUGGAAGACGUGCCCGAGCUGGUGGUCCGGCUCGAAGAUCGAAUGCGUGGCAUUCUGUACGAGUACGAGAUAUUGGAGGGCUUUCUGCACAACCUACCGGAUGCGGACUUUCAGCAGAAAUGGAACGCGCUGGCCUAUCCCCGGAGCGUGCUGAAGCAGAUGGUUUCGGUGCAGGAGUUUCACGAGUCGGAAGUGGACCGGUUCCGCAAGCAACAGUUUGCCGACGAGGCAGCCUUUACUGCCAGCAUCGAGGAUAUCAACGCGUACAUCUCCAAGUUCACCACGCUGUACGACGUGUCGAAGGUGUCGGAGAUGUCGGUCGAGGUCCGGCGCCUCUGGAAAACGGUGCAGGAGCUGAUCGACCAGGGCCACAUCAUGAACCGGCGCCAGGAGCUGUUCGAGAUGGCACCGAUUAGCUUGAAUAAUUUAUACGAGCUACGGUCCAACUUCAGUGCCUACCGGGAGCUGUGGACGGUGGCGGCCGACUACCUGAAGCUGGAGGAAACGUGGAUCGGCAACCCGCUGGCCAGCGUCGACCUGGACGGUGUGCGCAGGGGGCUGCAGCAGACGCACGACAGCUUGAAGGACCUGCUGCCACUGUUCCGUGACCAGCCGCAGCUGCUGGUCGUCGUGGAGCAUUUCCUACAGGUGGUGGAAGCUUUCCGCCCCAAUCUGGACAUCAUGGAGCUGCUCAAGCGUCCGUACCUGGAGGCGAUACAUUGGGGCCAGCUGGCGAAGGAAAUCGGCCUCAAGGGCAAGCUGUCGGUGGACGUUGGGUUCGAUGUGUUUUUGGAGCACGGCUUCCGGGAUCAUCUGGAAACGGUGAGGCGGGUGGUGGUGAAGGCGGAACAGCUGCGGCUAGAGCAGGAAGCACGCUGGGCGGAAGAGGAACGCAUCCGGCAGAUAGAGGAAGCGUACAGGCGUGCCCGAGCAGAGCGGCGUCAGAAUCGGACGGAAAUUUAAGCAAUUGAUGGGAGGAAGGGGGGGAAGUAUUUUAUUGGUCUUAGUAUAAUCGUAAUAUUCCAAAUGUUUUUUAAUUACAUAUGCACUAAAAACAACACUAAAACAUAUGAAAGGAUGUAUAUAAAUUUCUUAACCUUUCUGUCACGUAUGACGUCAUUUGUUGUUCUAGAUAAUAAACUAGGAUAACAGAUCUUGCUUGGAGUUCUAGAGGGUUAAAUAUUCUUCAAUUCUGGUUAUGUUU